Messenger RNA from Triticum turgidum subsp. durum (durum wheat), 1854 nucleotides. The record is from the annotation of a GenBank genome assembly. Lineage: Eukaryota; Viridiplantae; Streptophyta; Magnoliopsida; Poales; Poaceae.
AUGGACCUCACGAUGGCGGCCAUGGGCUCCCUCCUCCCCAAGCUGUUCGAGCUCCUCCUGGGAGAAUACAAGCUGCAGAAGGGCGUGAAGAAAGAUGUAGAAUUUAUCGAGAAGGAGAUGCGGAGCAUAGAUGCCGCCCUCCGCAAAGUGGCCAUGGUGCUGCGUGACCAGCUCCAUGACAACUCCAAGAUCUGGGCCAAUGAUGUCAGGGAACUGGCAUACGAGAUGGAGGAUGUGGUUGAACGCUUCGUGGUGGACAUCCAGGGCUUUGAGCCUGCUGCUAGCCAAGACAGCUUCAAAGGGUUCAUGAAGAAGGUGUCCAACUUGUUCAAGAAAGGCAAGAAGCGCCACCAGAUCGCCGAUGCGAUCAAAGGCAUCAAGGACCAGCUCCAGGAGGUGGCUGAUCGACGCGACAGGUACAAGAUUGAUGAUGUUGACGCAAGUCUAGCUGCUACAACCAUUGUUGACCCUCGGCUGAUGGCUCAGUUCAAAGAUCAGAGAGAGCUCAUUGGCAUCGAGGAGCCAAGGGACGAGCUAAUCAAGAGGCUGGCGGAUGGAGAUGAUUGUGUGUCCAGGCAGCAGCUCAAGAUCCUCUCGAUCUUCGGAUUUGGAGGACUUGGCAAGACAACUCUUGCCAGAGCGGUUUACGACAAGAUACAUGUAGAAUUUGUAUUCAAGGCUUUUGUUUCGGUCGGUCAGAAGCCUAAUCUGAAGAAUGUUCUCAUAAGUAUUCUCCUCCGAAUUGACAAAGCCUCUUGUGACAAUGGUACACUGUUAUUAGAUGAGGUGCUGCUCAUCGAGAAACUCCGAGAACUGCUUACAGACAAGAGGUACCUCAUCAUCAUUGAUGAUAUAUGGGAUAUGAGUUCAUGGGAUAUAAUCAAAUGUGCUUUUAUUGAUAGUAACUGUGGAAGCAGAGUAAUCACAACUACUCGUAUCUUUGAAAUGGCGAACGAGGCAAGUGACAUUUACAAGCAAGAACCUCUUUCUCCUGAUAGGUCGAAGGAAUUGUUCUGUAUGAGAUUAUUUAUUGGCAAAAGCAAAAACCCAUAUCAUGAACCGGUUAAGAUAUCUGGGAAGAUAUUGCAGAAAUGUGGUGGCAUACCGCUAGCUAUCAUUACAAUAGCUAGCUUAUUGGCCAGUAAACCAGUAACAGAUUGGUCUAAGGUCUAUGACUCUACUGGUUUUGGGAAUGAAGAUAACAAGGAAGUGGAUACCACAAGAAAUAUAUUGCUAUAUAGCUACUAUGAUCUUCCAUAUUAUCCACGGCUUUGCCUAUUGCACCUAGGCAUAUACCCCGAAGAUUUUGAGAUCAAAAAGGACAAUUUAAUUUGGAAGUGGGUGGCUGAAGGAUAUGUGCAUGAGGAACCAGGAAAAGGAUUAUUUGAGAUUGGAGAGAGAUACUUCAACAUGCUCAUAGAUAGAAGCAUGAUCCAGGCAGUGGAGAAGCCAUAUCACAGCAUCAUAUAUGCUUGUCGUGUGCAUGAUUUGGUACUUGAUAUGAUUCAUUUUCUAUCAGAAGAUGAAAGUUUUGUUAUUGCAUCAAACAGUAACAGGACAUCUCCGUGUAUCACUGUUCGUAGGUUAGCCAUAAAUAAUGAAGUCGUAGAGCAGGAUGGAUCUGCGGCUAACUCGUGCAUGCAGCAAGUGAGGUCAUAUAAUGCCACCAUGUGUCAAUUUAGUAUGUUGCCAUUGCUUUCAAACUUUAAAGCUCUACGUGUGUUGGCUAUAGAAAAGUGCACUUUCAGGGGAGAUAAGGAAAUUCUUGUGAGGCCGGAAGCUUUUCCUAAUCAUCUUAAGGAUGUUGGGAAUUCACCUGAGGUACCUUGGUUUCUCAAGAGCGCCUAUUGUUGA